Messenger RNA from Folsomia candida, 1131 nucleotides. Its product is annotated as gastrula zinc finger protein XlCGF57.1. Gene Ontology annotation, molecular function: sequence-specific DNA binding; DNA-binding transcription factor activity, RNA polymerase II-specific. The record is from RefSeq and is a predicted model, not a curated record. Gene Ontology annotation, biological process: regulation of transcription by RNA polymerase II. The transcript is spliced from 3 exons. The coding region runs from base 585 to 1031 and encodes 148 amino acids. Lineage: Eukaryota; Metazoa; Arthropoda; Collembola; Entomobryomorpha; Isotomidae. Gene Ontology annotation, cellular component: nucleus.
GUGGCUCCAUUCCAUCUUUUCAUUCAGCUGGGAAAACACUCACAAAAACUUAUUUUCACAAACCAGUAAAAGAAUUAUUAUUUAAUCCUCUCUCCACAUUCGAAAUUUUAAAGACAUGGAAGCCCUUCUGGAACGAGUGACCUCUUUAGAAGUCAUGGUGUCAGAGUUAGUAAAAUGGACGAACUUUCAACCUGACAAAGUUGCCACACUUCCCGAAAAUGACGACCUCGCCAUAAAUGACCCAUCACCAUCCCCUUAUCUAAAUAACCCCGAUUCUGACCAGAUUGACAUAGAAAACACAAUUAAACUAGAAUAUUCCACUGAGGACGUGACUGAACCCUUUAACGACGAGGAGGAGGGUGAAGUUCGACACAUAGGUGACGACCCACUCGGCGACAUUCCGGAUUAUUCCCUCACCACGAUCCCUCCUCAACCAACGGUCUUUAGUUAAUCAAUCUUCAUAAAUUCUCGUAUUGUAAUUAAUUUGACAACUUUUUCUCGAGUAGGUUUUUAUCGGAGGUCCGCCCUAAAAUCAAGCUCAAACCACCUCCACCCGACCUCCGACAACUUGGACGGUCAAAUCCAUGGAAAGAAAACGUUAUCGUGUCGUCAAGAAGAGUAAAAACAUUUUAUUUCUGAGCAACAGGUCUGCCAGAUCCACUGGUAAAGAAGUGUCCCAACAUAGUUGUUCAGUUUGUGGGAAAAUAUUCAUGUACAAGACCCAUGUAAUUAGGCAUCUUGAAGGUAUCCACAAGUGGCCCGUGUUCCCUUGUCGAUUGUGCAACCGGAAAUUCUUCGACAAGGGAGAACUCGACCAACAUGUCAAGGACAUCCACAAAUUCGUCAAUUUUCCUUGUCUCCAGUGUGGAAAUCUUUUUCACUCCCACGACGAGCUGGAUUCCCACGUGGAAUCCACCCAUCCCAAAAUGCCGACUGAGGAUGAUUGUCCCGUUUGCGGAAGAAGGUUCCAGUGUCAAGGGAAUGCUAAUCGACAUUUGAAAAGAGUGCAUAAAAUGGAUCCAAUCGCAUAAGGAGACAUUUUACAAAUAUUUUGGGUAUUUGACUUUUAAAGUUUGUACUAACUGAUAAUUAUUGACGCUUGAAUAAAGGUUUACAAACAAACAAAUAAUA